This is a messenger RNA of Arabidopsis thaliana (thale cress), 2197 nucleotides long. RefSeq names its product Myb/SANT-like DNA-binding domain protein. Bases 610 to 1992 code for a protein of 460 amino acids. The transcript is spliced from 3 exons. The record is from RefSeq and is marked reviewed. Lineage: Eukaryota; Viridiplantae; Streptophyta; Magnoliopsida; Brassicales; Brassicaceae.
UGUCAACACAAUAAAUAAAAAAGUUGCCAAUAGAGAUAACCGGAUAUAACCGGUAUAAAAUGAGACGCCUAGUGAUCUGAGAAAACAAGGCACCGUCUCGAGCGGCACAAACGCCAAAAUCCGAUAACAGCGAGAAAAAUCGCGAUCCGGCUUUUUCAGCCACACUCUUAACAACACAACUCAGAAUCGCUCUCGCCGCUGUUUUUCUGGUAAACAUUUCACACCUUUGAUUUCUCCAUUUCAUCUAGACAAAUUGCGAAUCUCAAAAUCGUUUUUUUCUUCGUUCUUUCAAUGUUAGGGCCAAAUAGUACUCGAUCUAGUGUACAGAGCUUAACUCUAAAUUGCGUUAAUUUUCAUCACAUGAAUGAUCUAAUAGAUUUUCAGAAUUUGCCUUGCAAAAAUCUUUGCUUUAUUUUAUUUUUUUCUGGGUCUCUCGUCUUUUGUUGUCUCCUGGUUAUGAAUUUGUUAGAAUCUAUGCAUUUGGAAUUGAUAAGUCCUGUAAUGCUUCCAAUCAAAAGCAAUUGUGGGAUGACAAAUGUGUGUUUAGUCCAUACAUACUUCUCAAUUAUGUUGUUGUUGUUUACUUAUCUAUUCGUAUAGUGAAGAGUUAUGAUGCCGAAAGCUGCGUGGGAACCAGAAUACCACAGAGUAUUUGUGGACUUAUGCGUCGAGCAAAAGAUGUUAGGGAAUCAACCUGGAACGCAGCAUAUAUUGAAACCUUUUCUACAAAGAACUGGCGCUAGGUUCACCAGAAACCAGCUUAAGAAUCACUGGGAUACAAUGAUCAAGCAGUGGAAGAUUUGGUGUAGACUUGUUCAAUGCAGUGAUAUGCAAUGGGAUCCUCAGACUAACACUUUUGGUGCUAAUGAUCAAGACUGGGCCAACUAUUUACAUGUGAAUCCUGAGGCUGGGCAGUAUCGGUUGAAUCCUCCAUCGUUCCUCGAGAAACUUGAGCUUAUCUUUGAAGAUAGUAACUUAGAUGAUGAAGGUACUUCAGGUAGCAAAAGGAAGCGAAUAGCCAAGCAUCGUGAUGAAGAUAAUGAUAAUACUGGAGAUGAAGAAGACACGCAAAGCGCUUCUAAUUUCUCGAGUCCUCAGUCGAAAGGAUACUGGUCACCGUCUUCACAUGAGCUGUUUGUUGAUUUGUUGUUCCAAGAGGCUUUAAAAGGAAACAGACCUGACUCACAUUAUCCAAAGGAAACUUGGAAAAUGAUCCUUGAGACUAUCAAUCAGAAUACCGGUAAAAGCUUCACCAGACCGCAACUCAAGAAUCAUUGGGAUUGCACCAGGAAAUCGUGGAAGAUCUGGUGUCAAGUGAUUGGUGCUCCUGUCAUGAAAUGGGAUGCAACUUCUCGAACAUUUGGUGCUACUGAUGAAGACUGGAAAAACUACUUGAAGGAGAAUCAUAGAGCAGCACCAUUCAGAAGGAAACAACUUCCUCACGCGGAUAAACUAGCAACCAUCUUCAAAGGACUUAUAGAACCAGGAAAAGCCUAUUUCCGUUCUUAUCGCAGGAGAGUGCUUGAUCAUCAUUCCGAAUCACCACAGCUACAUGACCCAACUCCAUUAUCAACACUUUACACAAACGAGCCAGUCUCAGGUAGUGAAGGUGGAGCUGAUGAAGAUGACAAUGAUGACGAUGAUGAGCAGCCUACUCCGCAGCACCGGAGAUUUAACAGUGUUGGUUUUGCAGAGUCUCGGUUACAAGAUGUUGAAAUUGUAACUCCGGGAUGCCACAGGUUAAAAACUGAGCUGAUGAAGGAGAGUCCAGUGAGUGCAUCGGUUAGGCAGUACGAGUAUACCAUUGGGGAAUGCAUUGAGUGUUUGGACUCCAUGGAAGAGGUUGAGCAAGGUAGUGAUCUUUACUUGUUUGCGUUGGAUUUGUUUGUGAAGAAAGAGUACAGAGAGAUUUUCUUGCUGUUGAAGAACUCAAGUUUGAGAAUGUCUUGGCUGCUUAGACUUCGAUCUGGUGGCCUUACCAUUGCUGCCUAAGAUCGUCAUAUUCUCCCAAACUUCUUCUGCUUAUGUCUUAUUAUGCUAAACACUCUUGAUUUAUCUUUUGAACAGUGUGAGAUGUUAUAUUAUUAGGUUCCUUGAAAGAUUUUAUGACAGUCGAAAUAUUAUAAGAGUUACUGGUUAACUUUUGUCGCAAGAAAUUACUCUUGUCUCUAUUGCAGAUGAGAAAUAAACUUCAAAG